GUUUCCUUUCUCAAGAUGUAGAUAUCUGAUGGUGAAAUUGACUGCUUUCAAAAUGUCAGCACUAAGCAACGAUUGCUCACAUCUGGAAUUUGUUGGUGAGAUCACCAAGGAAGAUUUGAUAAACAAAUCUCAUGGCACUUGCCAGGACUGUAAAGUGAAAGGACCAAACCUUUGGGCAUGCUUAGAAAAUAAAUGUUCGUAUGUUGGUUGUGGAGAAUCUCAUGUAGAUCACAGCACUAUCCAUUCUCAGGAAACAAAGCACUGUCUGACUGUUAACCUUACCACUUUACGUGUCUGGUGUUAUGCAUGUAGCAAAGAAGUGUUCCUGGAUAGAAAACUGAGAUCUCAUUCCUCAUUGCAAAAUGUAAGACUGUCUCAUCAAGCUCCAGUACAGACCAUACAGGAUAUUAGGUUACCCAGUAUUCCAACGCUGAAAAUUCCUCUAAUGGCAACAUUUGAUGACCUAGAUAUACAAGUGAAUGAAGAAGAUGAAUUCAAGGCAAGAGGUCUUACAGGCUUGAAAAAUAUUGGAAACACGUGUUACAUGAAUGCAGCUUUACAAGCUCUUUCAAACUGCCCGCCAUUGACACAAUUCUUCCUUGACUGUGGGAACUUGGCUCAGACAGAUAAGAAACCAGCCAUCUGCAGAAGUUAUUACAAACUUAUGACAGAACUCUGGCAUAAAAGCAGGCCUGGGGCUGUUGUCCCCACAAAUUUGUUUCAAGGAAUUAAAGCAGUUAAUCCAGCAUUUAGAGGCUAUUCCCAACAGGAUGCGCAGGAAUUUCUGCGUUGCUUAAUGGAUUUGCUUCAUGAAGAGUUAAAGGAGACUGUCAUUUCGAUAGAAGAUACUAACCCAGCAGAUUCGGAAGAAAAUGUUGAACAUGAGAAGAUCCAGUCAGAUGGUAGCUUUCAGUCAUGUGGUAGUACUGAUAAAAUAGAAAAUGAGACUUGGUCAAAACCUGUGGCAGAGGACCACACAGAAGAUGCCAUGUUAAUUGAAGAUGAUGAAACUGCAUCUAAAGACUACCAGAAGGAAAAAUCCUCAUGCACCAAGAUAAACCAGGCCAACUCUGUGGAAGACAUAGAAAAAGAUGUAAACAAUUUCUUUGAAACAGCUGAAUUGUUGAAUAACCAGGAAACGGUGAAGGUGCAGAUACACGGCAGAUAUUCAGAGUCUGUCAAUGAUAUCCAUAUGAGUGAUGUGUCUGUAUCGCAAAGUUUUCCUUCAAAGGAUGGAAGUAAUGCACGUUUUUCAACCAGUCCUCUCAAGUCAGGUUCUCUCUGGUCUGGACUGGCCCCUUCGCACAAAAAAGCUGUGGCUUCCUCCAAAAAGAAGAAACACAAAAAAUACAGAAGUGUUAUUUCUGAUAUAUUCGAUGGGACAAUUAUAAGCUCAGUACAGUGUCUCACUUGUGAUCGGGUUUCAGUUACCCUAGAGACUUUCCAGGACUUGUCGUUACCUAUUCCAGGUAAAGAGGAUCUUGCUAAGUUGCAUUCUGGAAAUCAUCAGACCUCCCUUGUCAAGGCAGGAUCAUGCGGUGAAGCAUAUGCUCCUCAAGGCUGGAUCGCCUUUUUUGUUGAGUACUUCAAAAGGUUUGUUGUCUCAUGUGUUCCUAGCUGGUUUUGGGGUCCAACAGUAACCUUGCAAGAUUGCCUUGCUGCCUUUUUUGCUAGAGAUGAACUGAAAGGUGACAACAUGUACAGUUGUGAAAAGUGUAAAAAGUUAAGAAAUGGAGUAAAGUUCUGCAAAGUUCAACAUUUUCCUGAGAUUUUGUGUAUUCAUCUCAAAAGGUUCAGGCAUGACCUUAUGUUUUCCACAAAAAUUGGGACUCAUGUGUCAUUUCCCUUGGAAGGACUUGACCUUCAGCCUUUUCUUGCUAAGGACAGCCCAGCUCAGAUAGUGGUCUAUGAUCUCUUAUCAGUCAUCUGCCAUCAUGGAACUGCCAUCAAUGGACAUUAUAUAGCCUAUUGUCGGAACAACCUAAAUAAUCGAUGGUAUGAGUUUGAUGAUCAGAGUGUCACAGAAGUAACUGAAUCGACUGUUCAAAAUGCAGAAGCAUAUGUUCUAUUCUACAGAAAAAGCAACGAAGAAGCUAAAAAAGAGAAGCAGAGGUUAUCAAGUCUUAAUGUGAUGGAACCAAGCCUGCUCCAAUUUUAUAUAUCCCGACCAUGGCUGAAUAAAUUCAGAACUUUUGCAGAGCCUGGACCUAUUUCAAAUAAUGACUUCCUCUGCCUACAUGGAGGAGUUACUCCACAUAAGGCUGCUUCUAUAGAGGACCUGGUGAUAAUGGUACCUCAGAAUAUCUGGGAUAACCUGUACAGCAGGUAUGGUGGUGGACCAGCUGUUAAUCAUCUCUAUGUUUGUCAUACCUGCCAAGUGGAAGCAGAGAAAAUAGAAAAAAGAAGAAAGACAGAAUUGGAAAUGUUUAUUCGGUUGAACAAGGCAUUCCAGGAGGAAGAGUCCCCGUCUGUAUUCUAUUGCAUCAGUAUGCAGUGGUUCAGAGAAUGGGAAGGGUUUGUGAAAGGCAAGGAGAACGAUCCUCCAGGCCCAAUUGACAAUGCCAGAAUUGCUGUCAAUAAAUGUGGUGCUGCUGUUCUGAAACAAGGAGCUGAUUCUGGACAGAUUUCUGAGGAAACAUGGAAUUUUCUGCAGUCAAUCUAUGGGGGAGGACCAGAAAUCAUCCUACGGCCACCUGUUGCACAAAUUGAACCUGAACCAUUACAAUCUGAGGAUAAGAUUGAGUUAGAAACUCGUGGCCUGUAGUCACCAAUACAAGGAUGAAUUUUUAAGAGAUACUUUCUACUUUAAUAACGUACAUUCCCAAGAUUUUUUCCUGUUUUUCCUGUGAGGUGACAAAACGUUGGGCAUUACUUCGUUUUUGAAAAUGAACUAAGACCUGUAAUAUACAUGCAUCCUAAAAAAUGGAUUAAAAGUUUUCAGAGGAUGUUCUUCUCUUGAAAAUGUAACUUCCUUGUCUUACAUAGUUGUACAUAUAUGCAAACUACAGAUAAGGAUUGAACCAUUCAUUUCAAAAGAUGUAGGAAUUUCCAUACUCUUUCAAAUCAAGUUUAGUUAAGAUGUUUAAAGGAUUUUGAGAACAAUUUGUUGAAAAGAUGUUAAAUUUAACGGAAAGGCUGGUUCUAACAUCCUAUGAAAACUCAGGAAAAGUUAGAUUUUUGCUUUUACUUGCACUGCACUAUAAAGAAACAUAAUGAACUAAAACUGUAAAAUGCUGUUGUUUGAGUGUAUCAAGUAUAUGAGUGAUUCUGCUAGUACAUUGUUUUGGUGAGCAGCUAUAAGUAAGCUACUGUCUGCUGUUUCUGGUAAGUUCUUGACAUAUGUAAGCUAGUCUAAUCAACAGUUUGUGUAACUAAACAGACCUUAUAGCCUUUAGGAGUGUUUGUUUUUGAGAGCAUGAAAUGGCUGUUAGCUGCUUGUGCACUUGAAGAAUUUUCUAGUCUUUUUAAAUUAAAUGCAUUGUUUCAUGUGGAAAGAAAUUGUACAGUUAUGCAAUACUUAUUGGCAUGAUUUAUGAUGUCAGAUGUUGAAUUGAUAAACACAUAACAAGAUUGCAAA
Molecule: messenger RNA, 3577 nt
Organism: Pogona vitticeps (central bearded dragon)
Lineage: Eukaryota; Metazoa; Chordata; Lepidosauria; Squamata; Agamidae
Gene: USP33
Product: ubiquitin specific peptidase 33
Biological process (GO): protein deubiquitination
Molecular function (GO): cysteine-type deubiquitinase activity; zinc ion binding
Source: RefSeq, a predicted model, not a curated record